This is a messenger RNA of Misgurnus anguillicaudatus (oriental weatherfish), 5522 nucleotides long. RefSeq names its product tyrosine-protein kinase JAK1. The record is from RefSeq and is a predicted model, not a curated record. Gene Ontology annotation, molecular function: growth hormone receptor binding; ATP binding; non-membrane spanning protein tyrosine kinase activity. Lineage: Eukaryota; Metazoa; Chordata; Actinopteri; Cypriniformes; Cobitidae. Gene Ontology annotation, biological process: cell surface receptor signaling pathway via JAK-STAT; cell differentiation; growth hormone receptor signaling pathway via JAK-STAT. Gene Ontology annotation, cellular component: cytosol; cytoskeleton; membrane.
AUGCAGAUGACGCUACGAGAAGCCUGCGUCAAACAGCCAAUCAGAAUAGUUGUGUGUGUCACGUAAUUUACUAGAAUCUCCGCAUCAAUUUCCCCAGAAGCGAGUCGAGUGAAAUGGAUCAGAUGACAAGACGACAGACAUUCACUUUAUACGGAAACUGUUGGGAUGGAAUUUCGCCGGAACUUCAUCAAUAAAGUGCUAAGAAAGAAGAAACAACCAAUCAUGGCAUCAGAUAUAUUACAGGGUCUCGAGAUACAUUUUUACCUACCAGACAAACAUCAGAUCAUUCACCUUGAAAAAAGUUUCACAGCAGAGGAACUGUGUGUUGAAGCUGCCAAAAAACUGGGUAUAUCUCCACUGUGUAGCAGUUUGUUUGCUCUCUAUAAUGAAUAUACCAAGAUCUGGUAUCCACCCAAUUACUCCUUUAACAUUGACAAUUCAACAAGACUAAAGCUGUUCUAUCGCAUGAGGUUUUACUUCACAAACUGGCACGGGAACAGUAAGACUUCUCCUCCAGUAUUCAGACAUACCCUCAAAAAUGCAGCAGGAUCCACAGGCACAGCUGUUCUGGAUGAAGCUUCGCUCAAGUACCUCUACGCACAGGGUCAGCAUGACUUUCAGAGUGGUCUGGCACCGCUGCGGGAGGCUCAGGAUGAGAACGAUGCCCAGCAGAUAGAGAAUGAGUGUUUGGGUAUGGCUGUAAUGGCCAUUUCACAUAAUGGUAUUGAAAGAAAUCUCUCCAUCUGUGAACUACCCAAAGAUUUUGAGUACAAGAACUACAUUCCCAGGACUCUGUACCAGUCCAUACGCGAGAGGAACAUUUUCACACGCUUGCGCAUCAACAACGUCUUCAAAGUAUUCCUGAAGAAAUUUAACAUAAACACAGUUAAAGGCAGCAAUAUCUGUCCGUAUGACUUGGAGAUCAAAUAUAUAUCCACUCUAGAGACUUUAACAAAGCACUUUGGUCAGGAGGUGUUUCAGCCCUCCUCACUGGUCAUAUAUGAGAAUGAGGAAAUGCUCACAGAUUCCAGCUGUGAGGCCGGUGUUCACAGUGAGAUCCUGGUGUCUGGAACAACAGGCAUUCAUUGGCGCAAAAUCUUCACUGAGGUGUUUUCAGAUCAGUGGAAGUAUAAAUCAAAAAAAGGUCAAAAAGACACCAAUAAACUGAGUAAAGAACCAUCCAGUGAUGCAGAAGUGGACAGAUGGACACUUUUCUCAGACUUUCAUGAGAUAACACACAUUGUCAUCAAAUCCUCUGUGGUCACAGUUUACAGACAGGAUGACAGAAAGAUGGAACUACACUUAGCUUCCCACGAGGAGGCUUUGUCUUUUGCCAGUCUUGUAGAUGGAUACUUCAGGCUGAGAGUAGAUGCACAUCAUUUUCUGUGCAGGGACGUGGCACCAGUCUCAUUGGAAAUGAAUGUUCAAGAGGGCUGCCAUGGACCAAUAAAUUCUGAAUAUACAAUCCACAAGCUUAAACAGGAAGGUUAUGAAGAGGGAAUGUACCUGCUACGCUGGAGUGGUCAAGACUAUGAUCAUAUUCUCAUGACGGUCAUAUGCAAAGAGGAUUGCCAUGGCGGCAUUACCAAAGCCUUCAAGAACUUUCAGAUUGAAGUGAGCGCAAGGGGCUUCCACUUGACCGGGACAAAUGUAGAGAAGCCCACUUUGAGAGAGCUGACGGACCACCUGUCAGGACAGUGUCUCACAACAGAACACACCAGCCUGAAACUUACACGCGGAUGCCCACCCCAACCGAGAGAGCUGUCAAAUCUCAUCAUGACAACCAGUCAGGUCUCCGUAUCACCACCUUCUUUCUUCAACAAUCUCGUCUUCCAUAGGAUUCUCAAAGAGGACAUCGUUCAGGAGACACACCUGGGCCAGGGCACUCGUACUAACAUCUAUGCUGGAAAACUAAAGUUAAAGAAUGAUGAUGAAGGGUUUUCAGAUUACGAGGAAGUCGAUGUGGUUCUAAAGGUGCUGGGGGCAGGACACAAGGACAUUUCUGCAUUUCUGGACACAGUGAGCGCAAUGCGACAGAUAUCCCACAAACACAUGGUUCUAAUGUAUGGAAUAUGCAUGAACAGCAUGGACAUUAUAAUGGUGGAAGAGUUCAUUCAGCACGGCCCUUUGGAUCUGUUUAUGAGAAAUCAUCGCUCGGACCUCACACCCUACUGGAAAUUUCAAGUUGCAGAGCAACUUGCCAGUGUCUUAAGUUAUUUGGAGGACAAAAAGCUCACACAUGGCUAUGUCUGCGCCAAAAAUGUUCUGUUGAAGCGGGAUGGUCUGGAAGAACAGGGAGGUCCCUACAUUAAACUAAGUGAUCCUGGAGUGCCAAUCACUGUGCUCAACAGAGCAGAGUGUAUUGACAGGAUCCCCUGGAUUGCCCCGGAGUGUGUUAACAACACCAAAUCACUGAGCAUUGCAGCAGACAAAUGGGGCUUUGGAACCACACUAUGGGAGAUCUGCUACAAUGGAGAGCUGCCACUGCGUGACAAGAAACUAUCAGAGAAAGAGAGAUUUUACGAGGUACGGGGCAUACUGGUCACUCCUAGCAUCAGUGAACUGGCAGAUUUAAUCUCUCAGUGUAUGAACUAUGACCCCAUGAAGAGACCGUUCUUCAGAGCCAUAGUGAGAGAGCUUGACCGCAUUAAAGAACAGCGCGAGCAGGAGCCUACAGAACCUAUUAUAUCUGGAGUAAUUCCUCCACAGGAGACUGAUCCUGCAGAUUUCAAGAGAAGAUUCCUCAAGAAAAUCCGAAAACUUGGAGAGGGUAACUUUGGAAUGGUGGAGCUGUGUCUGUAUGAUCCUAAUGGAGAUCAGACGGGUGAGCUGGUGGCAGUCAAAUCCCUGAAAUCAGAGAAUGAGAACAGCAAUCUGAGGCGAGAGAUCAACACCAUCAGAAACCUGUUCCAUCCAAACAUUGUCAAAUACAAAGGCAUCUGCAGCGAAGAGGGAGGAAUGAACAUCAAGCUCAUUAUGGAGUAUUUGCCUGCUGGUAGUCUGAAAGAUUACCUACCCCGCAACAAAGCCAGCAUCAACCAGAAGAGACUGCUGCUUUAUGCUCUUCAAAUAUGUCAGGGGAUGGACUACCUGGGAUCUCAGAACUACAUCCACAGGGACCUGGCAGCAAGAAACGUGCUAGUAGAGAAUGAGUCUCAGGUGAAGAUCGGAGACUUCGGUCUGACUAAGAGCAUCAAAGAUGAUAAGGACUAUUACACUGUGACUGAGGAACAGGACAGCCCUGUUUACUGGUACGCUCCUGAAUGUCUGAUUAAUCGAAAGUUCUAUAAGGCGUCUGAUGUCUGGUCAUUUGGGGUGGCGUUAUAUGAGCUUAUGACCUAUUGUGACCGCGAGAGCAGCCCUCCUCAGAUAUUUACGCAGAUGAUUGGCCGCUCUCAUGGGCAGAUGACCAUGGCCAGAAUAGUGAAAGCUCUUGAGGAAGGACGCAGGAUGCCGUGUCCACCGUCCUGCCCUGAUAUGGUGUACACUCAGAUGCGCAGGUGCUGGAGUUAUGCCCCAGAAGAGAGAGUGGACUUCAAGGGUUUGAUUAAAGAGUUUGAGUUUCUCCUCUCGAGAGAAAACAUCUAGCCUUGUAGAUCACUAUCCAAAAAUAGAUUUAGUCAUCCUUUACAUAUAAAUGUUAUGAUAUCGCAGAUUUGUGGAAUAUAACAUUUGUCAUUAUAUAAUUUAUGCAUGUUAAUUAUAUACAGUUCAAUAUGUACCAUGUUUGACAGCUCUGAAGUUCAACAAUGCAACUAUAGACUAUUGGUCAAAACUUUAGGAUCAGAUGCGAACUCCUUCAAUAUAGCAUCAUACACCCGUUACACACACAGAUUAUGGAAAAUGCGUCCAGGAUUUGUUCGGGAAUCAUUUGGUUUUGGUUAGUUCUCACUGCCAAUGAUUUUCCCAGAAUCAGUGCAUGCAUUCACACCCAUCCCGUAAAGACAUGUUUUUGUUCACAGGCUAUGUUUACAUGCACAAAAUUUUGCCAAUCCGACUGAAUUUAAUGUGAUUGAAGGUUACAUACACCCUAAACAUUGCAAUCUGAUUAAAAUGUUCGUUUACAUGUACAAGCGCCAGCUUCGCGUAUCAAAACCAUCCCAAUGGACAUUCAAAACUAUCCUAAAAGCAUCCAAAUGACUACUCACAGUCCAAAUAACAAUAACUUAAUGAACGAAAUCCUUUCAUCUUUAACCCACAUGAAAAAAAACAACCCACGGAGACAGUUUAAACAGUAGCCCAAAUCUGAACUUGGAAAAAAGCUGAGGCCUUUGCAAGGCCACCCAGCGCACAGCAUCUUUCGUCGAGUUCACCCUUUAUCUCUUUAUCAGGUAAUGAAAACACAAUUUUCAAAAGGCACGACGCUAUUUUAUUGCUUUAUGUAGCCUAAUGUAAUGAAAGUCACAUGAACGCUGAAUAAUGUACAGGGCGUGACCCCACUACCUUAGUAAUGCGUGUUACUACUGCAUGUUUUUUUGAUGAGAAUUAUGUGAUACAUAAAUAUGAGGUAAAUAUAAGACGUAACCUUGAUCACAAAUGUUCUGCGCAUGUGCGCAAUGUAUUUAUGCAUCUGAGUAAAAAAAGACUACGAUUCACGCGUUUACGUGCGUACUUUUUCCUAAUGAUCGGAUCACAGAUUGGUGUACACCACUAAUUUCAAUACGAUCCAAAUUUGAUUGAUCAAUCUCAAUUGUAUUAAGGUGUUUGCAUGAAGGCUUUUUAAAACGAUUGAGUCAUCAAUACGAUUACAAACAGAUUAUUUGGUUGCAUGUAAAUGUACCUGCUGAAGUCUCUCUUUCGGCCAAUUUUACAGAAAUUGUUACGGAUCAAAAUGCUGUGUGAAUGGGUUUAUAGGGUGAUGCGUCAAAAAGCUGGUUCAGAAAAUGCCAAAAGUACUUUUUUGCAAAUCACAGACAGAAUUCCCAUAACUCAAAUUAUGUUAUUACAUAAUUUUGAUGACUUUACAAUUUUUCUACCAUGUGGAUAAAAUAUUAAUACAGAAGAAACAAGUGACCCUAAAAAUUUGACCAGUAGUAUUUUUAUAACAUGGCAUGGCCUGUGGUCCAUUAUUGCUUUUAUAAACUAUUGAUGACCUGUAAAUUCAUAAAUAUUUAAGUUUAGUAGAUGGUUAGUAGUCAUUGUAUUUUAACCGCUGAAACGGUAGAUCAACAGCAUCCAGGACUGUCUAGUUAAAGCCAUGUUUUAUAAUGAAAGACUAUUGCUUUAUAUAUUGAAUGCUAUUUUCUUUUCAAACCAUUUAUAAUAUUUCAUCUACCUCUUCUCACGAAAACAAACUGUAUUCAAUUUAGGUUUACUCCACAUUUAACCCUCACUAAAAACAGUAUCAUGUAUCAAGAUGAAUUAUGUAAGUGUAACUCACAGAAGAUUCUCAAAGCAUGCAUAUCUGGUACGCUUUACUGGAGUGUUUCAAUAACAUGCUUGAGCUUCUUCUGCUUUCUCAUGAGAGUAAUGUUUUCUGCAAAAGUCGAAUUCUUUGAGAAAUAAAGUAUUUUUAUAUGGUA